Molecule: messenger RNA, 8080 nt
Organism: Numida meleagris (helmeted guineafowl)
Lineage: Eukaryota; Metazoa; Chordata; Aves; Galliformes; Numididae
Gene: PLAGL1
Product: PLAG1 like zinc finger 1
Exons: 9
Coding region: 5137-7467 (776 amino acids)
Biological process (GO): regulation of DNA-templated transcription
Cellular component (GO): nucleus
Molecular function (GO): protein binding; DNA-binding transcription factor activity, RNA polymerase II-specific; RNA polymerase II cis-regulatory region sequence-specific DNA binding
Source: RefSeq, a predicted model, not a curated record
GAGGGCUGUCGUCUCCCAAGUGAAGGACAAUGAGGCUAAGAAUUUCGGCACAACAUGACACAGCCUGUAGUGCUAGUUCACACAGUCAGUAGAACUGAUACAUUUCUGCAAAAUGUUUUGGUUUCAGCAAUGGAGCACGUUCGGGCAAAAAUGAGUUUUACUGGAAAUAUUCUGUCUGGUUCGUGACUCAUUUGUUUUUACAAACCUGUCACUCUUCACAACGCAAGUAAAUAAGCGGGCAAAGCUAGCAUGCCUUUACUAUAAAAUCUGUAGUUCUUAAUCUUCUGUAGCUCUAAAGAGUGUUCUCUGCUUUCACCUCCGUCAGCUCAGUUCGGGGUGCGACGAUGGUGAAAUGCUUUCUACCGCUAUAGUGGCACUCCUGUUUUGGAAACUCUUUGCUUUGGACUUUAAAUUUUGUUUAGAACAAAAGAUUGCAGAGGAAUUUUCAGUAUUUUGGAGGUUACAGAUGGAUCUUAAUGAUAUUCUUAUCACUGUUUGUGCCCAGCCAGACUUCUGGACCUCAUUACUUCUCGCACAACAGCUGCCAGUGACAAGAAUAAUUUUCACGCUUGGAAAUCAUCUUUACUUGACCUGUGAACAUUUACAUGCUGUUCUUCACUCUGAAAUAUUCCUAGCCUGAGUGAUAGAAUCAUCUCUCUUUUUAAUGCAUGAGUUUGCUCUACAGAUUUUUCUACUAAGUCUGCUACCGUAUGUGGAGCUUUUUGGUUAAUAAAAAUGUAGCCUAAUUAUAAUGUGUUUAUUGUCAAAAAUGAAGAGAGGCUGCCCUAACCAAACCAGAGAUACAGACAGGGAAGAAAAGAAGGAUAAACAAGAGAAUAAAUUGAUUUCCACUCUUUGUCUUAUUCUCCAGUAAAAGAGAAGACUAACUCAUUUUUCUUCUGUAAGUUGAGCUUAGAGCUUCUGUGAUUUGUUAGCAUUAAAGCCUGAAUCGCAGAACACUGUGGUCUCUGCAGGCCUCAGCACCCAUCCAGACAGAUAUUUACAUAACAUCAUUUAUUUCCAUUUAAAAUCAAUUAUAUUUAAUUAAAAAUCUAAGGAAUUUUAAAGUAGGACAUUACAAAAAUGACUAUUGACUUCCUAAAAUAAAAUGGAGUGUAAAAAUGAAGUUAUUUCAAAUAUUUUGUGCUCGUCAAUAAAGCAGGUCCCAAAAUAUUUGAUGACAGUGCAGAGUGCAUUUUUUAUCUGCAAAAAUAUAAGCGGGAUAUAUUACUUCGAAACUUUCUUUCUUGUCAGUUCUUGGGCUAUGUAAGUUUCUGAAUUGUCUUUAUGGUCAGUCAUUUGCACUGAUUAUUCCACUAAUCUAAUUUGAUUUUUAAAAUUAUAACCUGACGAUGGGUUUUUCUAAAUUCCAAGCUGUUAGCAAAAAAUGCUGUGGAUCUGUUUAGGUUCUAAGGUUGCUGUCUUACUUCUAAUCGCAUAUUUGGGUUUCAGAAUCUGAAAUUUUCAAAUCAUUUAGUUUGACAAGGAUGAUCUUAAAAAUUUGAAUCCAUGGAGUUUACAGAUAAUGUAAUCUGGAUCGUUGUGAAGAAUGUCAACUGGGCUUUCAGUUUGUUUCAGCAGAGCAAUGACUCUUGAAUCAUAGUGAUUCUCCCAGUGUUUUGUUUUCUUUAACGCUGUAGUGAAGUUGGAGAUUGCAAUGUCAUGAUGCAGUGAGUAAAGUACAUUUCAAAGCUAUCUAAGCAUUGGAUAGUGGGCACUUUUGGAUAGCCCUAAGUUCUUCCACCUGCAGACCUUACAUCCCGCAUGAACAUCUUGCAGGAUAUGUUCAUACAGAUUUUAUAAACCACUGAAAUGAUCUUUUGAUAACUUGAGGUGCAGAUGUCAAGUGGAUUUGGGUUUUUGUUAACUCACUGGACCAUACUGAAUAAAUGUUUUAGAUGUCAAAGUUGGAGUUGAAGAGGUCAUGCAACUGAGUGAAGAAAUAACAGCAAGUGACCCGUUGGUGAACUUUGAAUGAAAGGUUAGAGAUCACAGGAUUUUUUCUAGAUCAUUGUUACAAGCUUUUUUAUAUCAGGAUAACUUGUAACUGAGGAAAUAUUGUGUUCCUAUACGUAGUAUUUAUCCAUGGUGCACCAAAUUUCAUGUAGCUAAUUUAGUAAUGAUAUGGGAGUUGAUGGUCACUUAUUUUUAAGUGUUUUCUUUGUUCAGUGGAGAUAGUGGCUGUGAAAUUGUCCUUUACCAGCCUCUACAGGGCUCUUCAGCAUUGGCCUUGUUGUUCUCAUUUCCUAGUUCCUCUUGUAUUCUCCAGCACUGAAAAAAUAAGCUUGUAUAGAAGAGAGCCAGUUGCCUUUCAUUUAUUUAAGUUUCAUUUAUUGCCAGAGAAAAGAUCAAGACUACGUUACUGUACAGGAUGAAGCCACAAGGCUUAAAUUUUAAACAAGCACGAGUACUAUGCAUUUAAUGCCACUUUAUUUUUUUUGGACUACUUGAAUGAAAUGCAAGAAGUGGUGCAGGACCCCAAGGGGUUUUGUGUACUGUACAGUUUCUAAGAAAGCUUCCAAUCCAGGCCUCUGAAAGAAGAAAUCUAAUUAUAACUCUGUGCUACAUGCUAUCAGUCUGGGAAAACAAGAGCUUCAACUCAUCUUUAGCUGACACUGGGGACCAGCUUUUUCUCUGUACUGUACCUGAGCAAUAGGUUAUUAUGCUGAAUAUGAACGGUAAUUAAUUGUAUUGAAUUUGAAUCUGUACCUACCUUUAUUCAGUGGUGAUCUCUGAGUCACAGAUUGCUGAUUUUUGGAAUUGUCAUAUGGUUUCAUAAUCAAAGGAAAAAGGAAGGAAACAGGUAAAAAAUAUUUGGGGACAUACAACUUUCAUUAGUCAAUUAUGUAUUCAGUCUUUGGAAGAUUUGGACUUCCUUAUAGUUCUGCUCCACAGGCGUUCCAAGUGUACUAUGAAAAUAGAAUCUCUAAAGUUAAUGUGCUCUUACCAAUUAAAAAAAAUACCAAUAUUCUCUACCUGGAUUCCUUUUUCAAGUGAAAACUUUUGGUGGUCUCUGAAUUAAAUGAUGCUUUCCUGGCGCUGAAAUUUAAAGCUAUUUAAAACUAAGAGCAAGACUCUGAAAGUGAUAUUUAACCAAGUAAGCUGAACAUUAGUAUUUACAUAAUUUGGCAUCAAUGCUGUACUGAAACAGAGGACACAUCUGGAUGAUGAUGAGGAUAUGUACAAAGUUUGUGAGUUUCUGAAACUAGGAGUUUUUAAAUCACCGUAAUCUAGUCAAGAUGUGUAAGGUGUUGGCCUCCAGAUAACAAAUCCAUUUUUAUGUUUUCCUGAAGUUUACUACAUACGUAUCCGCCCUUUCACGUCACAGAUGUGAUUGUGGCAGUAGGUGGGAACAUGUGGGCCUGCUGACUUGUUGGUCUGCUGGUAGGUUUCCUUCUUCAUUUUUGGAAAGCUGGCAGCUUCUGAUAUAUUUGUAGUGAGCUUAUGAAAGACGAUAGUGUUAAAGCCAAAACUUUCGUAAAACCUUUUUUAAUUUGCAGGAAUUGACUCUUUGAGGUAGGCUCCCCAAAGAGAAUGCAGACAAGGAAAUCUCCCUAUCAGUCUGCCUGUCCGUCAGUGGCUGCCCUGCCCAAAAAUGAGUGCCUAUUCCUAAAGAGAAGAUUGGAAUUUGAGUUGAAAAUGAUGAGAGUAGUUUAGCCAGUGUGUAGAGAAUGAAAGUCUCACAGGAAAAGUGCUUUUUCACAUGACUUCAUACAAGUGGGUUUUGUGUUUGUUUUGUGCCAGCUCAGUCCUGAGUUUCAGCUAGUAGAUCAGAAUCCUCUUCAGACUCAUUGAAAUGGAAAUGUUUCUGCCCUCUGCUGUGGAAUGCAAAUUAUUUUAGGAAUGUUCCUGGGUCUUGAGGCUUUUUAAAACUCACACUUUAAAAACUUUUUUUAGCUUUUUAAAACUGAUUCUCAGAAACAAAACAAGCAUCCAGAAAGAUAAUUGGUUCCUUGAUCUUGACCCAGCAAAAUACAGAAGCAGAAGUGUAGGUUUAUCUUCCCAUGUACAAACAGUUCCCUGUAAGUCAGCGGCGGUUAGACAUGGGAAAUGCAAAAAUCCUUUUCUGGAUCAUGGUCAAAAAGCUGAGGACUUUGCAAAGCCAAAUGACACAGAAGCCCUCAGUAUGGAAGACUAGCACAAGAUACCAUUUGGUAUAAUGUGUUGGCACCUUUUGUUGCUAUGUCUGUUUAAAAACACUAUCAAAGACCCGUACUUGCUUCGUUGUCUGCUGUGUAUCUUUUGCUGACCAAAGUAGACCAGUAUCAAGUGAUAGAAGGUUAGGAAAAUGAUGAGAGACAGUGCCAUAUUUCAGAACAGGAAAAACUUGCUAAGGAACAAGGAGUGGAAUUUUUUGAUCUUUGUGUUUCUGGUUUCAGGACACAGGAUAUAAAGUGGGUUUGCUUUUAAUGAAAAUUCUGAUUUUUUUCUUUUUUUUUAAACUGAAAAUGGACUUGAGUAAGUUAGGCUCAUAUGUCGAACAUAUUUGAUGGUGCUACAUCUCAAUGUCAUCAUAACCAGGUUGGAAUAUCAAUUGGUUGGUGCAAGGAGUGGAAAGGUGGGACUUUUUUAAUGUAUUCUGUUGACAUUUAACACUUGGUGUAACUUUUGCAAAUAAUAGCCAACUGAUGAAAAAGUUAUCAAAGUCAAUAGCAUGUUUCAUUGCUCAGUCUCAUGAAGUCACUGGAUGCUGACAGUGCUCUUGGUUGCUUUUCAUUAAAGAAACCAUAUCCUUGAGUGUGUUAUUCUUUGCCCACUGUCUUCUUAAGAUUUUGCUCACCGUUCUUUUACCUCUGCUUAGUCCUUUGUAAAAGACAGAUGCUCCAUAUAGAGCUCCUGAUUUUCAUUAUUUUUUACAUUCACAAAUAAGACUUCCAUAUGAAGUACUUCUGCAGUACCCAUGAGCCAGAUUUCUAGAGCUGGGACGCAAGUGUUUGUGUGUUGCUCAAGCGCUUAAUCAGGAGAGGGCUGUACAGCACGUUCUUCAGAGUAUCUGAAUUGCAGCAGCAUCUCCUUUUCAUCUGCAUGAGGAAGUGGACAGAUGACUUAACAGCAUCAGGAGAAGAGCCUUACAGCAACUGAUGAACUAAUGGCAUGCGGCAUGAUGCUGAGGUUUCCUUUGCCUGAUCUGUAAACAUGUCCGCAGACCUGCUAUGGUGUGAGGACUGCGGUAAAAGCCUAAUAGGAGAAUGCAAACUCCAUGGACCACUCAUCAGAGCUAAAGACAGGGUUAUUCCUAGCCGAGCCCGUCUCACCCUACCUCAUUACCUUACUUUGCGAGUGUUGGAGCUGCGAGCUGGAAACCAGCAGAUCCUUGGAGUAUUUGCAAAGAAAGUAAUACAGAAGAGAACACAGUUUGGUCCUUAUGUUGGUCAACUGUCUACGAGAUUGACCUGCUACGAUGAGAGUAGGCUAGUUCUGCAGGUGCUGAAAGAUGGAGGGAAGUACUUUCUGGACACUCCCAAUGAAGACUGUGGAAACUGGAUGAUGUUUGUUCGGCUAGCCCGGAACCAAGAAGAACAGACCCUUGUGGCUUAUCAGCACUGUGGAGAAGUCUACUUUACAACUGUUAAGCCAAUUGAGCCCCACACGGAAUUGAAAGUAUGGUAUGCUGCAGAUUAUGCCAAAUUUAUGGAAACUUCUGCAGUCUUCAUUAAAGAAGAAUCUGAUGUCAGUCCUUUGCCUGUAGUAGCAAAAGAGCCUGUAGACCCUUGGAUAUGCUCCAGCUGUAGAAGUACUUUUGCAACUUUUGCUCUGCUGGAAUCUCACCAGUGCAUCAAUAAAGACCGAGUCCUUACCACCAGGCUCAGACCACCAAAUAAAUUAGGAUCCUUAAAAGCAAAAAGCAAAUUCAAAGGGAAACUGAGAGGAUCGGCAUUAGGCAAAAGCAUUGCUCAGUGCUAUGGGACCAUUUCCUGUUCCUCUGCUGCGAAGCUUAGCUGUGCCAGCUCAGGAAACACUUGUGAUGCUCUUGUGAGGUUUAUACCUAAAUGGAGAAAUGGCCGGUCUUCACUGUUGAAGGGAAGAGAAGUGAAGCAGCCAGACAGUUACCCUUGCCGACUCUGUGGGAAGAUAUUUGAUUCCAUUGAAAAGCUCACAGUCCACACUUAUGUGCACAAAGCGGAGCGCCCCUACAAGUGUUCGCAGCACGGAUGCACAAAAGCCUUCAUUUCCAAAUAUAAACUGCUCAGGCACUCAGCUACUCACUCUCCACAGAAAUCUCACCAGUGUGGCUAUUGUGAAAAGACGUUUCAUCGGAAAGACCAUCUAAAGAAUCACCUUCAGACUCAUGACCCAAACAAGAUGGCCUUCAAGUGUGAAGAGUGUGGCAAAAAGUACAACACCAAGCUAGGUUAUAAGAGACACUUGGCUCUUCAUUCAGCCACCAGUGGGGACCUUACCUGUAGGGUAUGUGCUCAGGAGUUCGGUGGUACUGAAGCUUUGUUGGAACACCUCAAAAGUCAUGCAGGGAAACCAACUGGCAAUACCAAGGAAAAGAAACAUAAGUGUGACCAUUGUGAGCGUCACUUCUAUACCCGUAAAGAUGUGCGGCGUCACAUGGUGGUUCACACAGGUUGCAAAGACUUUCUAUGCCAGUUCUGUGCCCAAAGGUUUGGGCGGAAGGACCACUUGACUCGUCAUACAAGGAAGACUCAUCCACAAGAACUGCUCAAGAGCAGGUUGCAGAAUGGUGACUCAGUAGGUCUCCUUGACCAGCUUUUUCCAUUCAGACUGAAGGAAGAUGCUGGCGUAUUGUCCCCUUUUCCUGAAAGGGUCUCGGUGCAGAAUGGAAUUUUGAAUAAUUCAGAACCAAAGGAAUACAACUGUUCACACCUUCAUCCCCAGCCAAGCCUACAAACUGCUCUGCCUAUUGAACCUCCUCCUCUUUUGCAAAGAAUGGGCUGUGCAGAUAGCCUUACAGGUGUCCAUCCCACACCGUGCUCAACAGCCAUCCCUGCCAACCUGAACCUUCAUCAGUCUAAUAAAUAUGACCUUAGCUCUACCUCAUUUGCAGCAGGCUCCCUCAAGAAUCUUCCGAUCAAAGUGGAUGUUAAAGGUUACAAUGUCCAUCUUCUAGAGGACCUGCCAUUACCAGAACCUCAGUCUCUCCACAAAAUCUGUCUGGAAGAAGCUUCCUCAGGGCCCGUAGGUGAUACUAACAAGUACCCAGUGCACAAGGAGUCAGAGACAGCAGCUGAAACUACCAGCAUGCCUUUCAUGGAUCUCACUCAUGUGAUGAGUUUCUGGCAACUCCCACCAGGUGACAACCAGAACACUGCUGGGGAUAUCACAAUGGCAUUUGGUCCAGAGGAGCCAUCACAGAGGCUGAAUGGCCUCAGCCAACAGCAAGGUCUACAGCUUGCAACUGGUGGCAUGGCCAUAAACCAGCUGCAUCAUCUUCCUCGCUCCUUUCCAUCCACUACAAAUUCUGUAACAUUGCCUCAUUUUCAUCAUGCCUUCAAAUAACUAUGAUUUUUGUUAAAAAACAAAACAAAACAAAAAAAAACUGUGCUUCUUACUUAAAUCUGUUAGGAAGGGUAUUUUUUGUUUUUCUUCUUUUCUGUUUCAAGAAAAACUGUCCCAAUUUUUUUUUUAAGCAUGUUAUGGACAUGGUAGCUCAAUUCAAAAUGUUAAUAAACAAGAAGCUCUAUUUUUCAUACUAUUAAUAAUUUUUAGCAUAUGACAGUAGUAGGACUAACAUAUUUCCCUCAAUACCCUUGAUAUUUUUGUUUCUUAUCUUUUAAACAAACAGCUGAAUUAAUGUCUUCAACAAUACUAAAGCCUCGUAAUAGGCACAAUGAAACUAUGUUUGCCACAGCAGGAGAAAUAGGGUUAGGGUGAAUGGGAAGAAGGGGGAAAAAACAGAAAUAUAAUUUUAAUGAGCCAUAAAUCACAGGAGACGUAUACACAUGGCAAACUUAAGGUGAACAAUCUAUCAGUGUGAUACAGAUUUCUUCUAAGCAUUUACUUAAUCACCAAAUUUUAUGAAUCUUUAAAUCAAAAUAAUUCCAAGAAUAAAUCUUAUCUUCUUGUUUCACUCUUUUAAAACAAAGAAAAUCACUGUUGUGAUUACAUCUAA